This is a messenger RNA of Leptinotarsa decemlineata (Colorado potato beetle), 2555 nucleotides long. RefSeq names its product sanpodo (gene spdo). The record is from RefSeq and is a predicted model, not a curated record. Lineage: Eukaryota; Metazoa; Arthropoda; Insecta; Coleoptera; Chrysomelidae.
UGAUACGCAUUGAAAAAGCCGGUAACAGUUCGACUUCUAACGGCCGAAAAGUUAUCCGUAAUAAUUAAUGAAGUGUUCCUUCAGUAGUGUUGAAUCUCUCAGCUAUAGUGACUUCGUGUUGAAAUUAAUGAGCUUGAACCGGGCUAAAAGUAUAGUGGUCAAAUCUCUGAGUUUUUGCAAUGGCUAACAAACAAAACUUCUACACCAACCCUGCAUUCUGCCAGAAAAGCGAACUACCUCAACACCCUCCACGAGCUCUCAGUCCCAAAGGUGACAUUAGGCAGUCUCCACUAGGAGCACAAACUGUCUACCACCACAAAGAUUCCCAAAACCCCGACGUCGAGGCAGGUCUGCAGGAACAAGAAUUCUACGAAGAAGUAGUUGUAGACGAUAAAGGCUUCAUCACAGACAAAAAAUUCGUAGUGGUAGCCCAAAACAAUGAAGGGAAAAAGUAUAUCCAAGUUCCUCAGUCAGAAGCCUCUCAAGGAAGUAGAUAUGGGCUGCCUCAGCCUGUUAAAGCCAAAGAAACGAAGCUUGUCAGAAGCCAGAGUCAGAGGUACGAGUAUAUCCAAAUGCAGGAGCAAGAUGUAACUCCCAGGAAAAAACAGUAUCGAGAGGAAACUGCGGUGGCACCUCCUGGGAGGGUCCACAGGUAUGCUGUAAUAGAAACCGAAGAAGAAACCGAGCUGACCACGAAAAACGCUAGAUACGCAUUGGUGCCAGUAGAACAGCUCCCGGGAGUUGUUACCAAAAACAGGUACGAGUACAUCCCAGACCAACAGAGGCCUCUGUCACCACCUGGUGCUGUGCGACAUAGAAACGACUACAUCCAGGACCAACAGAGACCUUUAUCGCCCAAUGGCUCCGUUACACGUAGCCCCAACAGAUACGAGUACAUCCAGGAUCCACCACGACCUUGUCCACCACAAAGCCCUACUAGAUACGAGUAUAUACAGGACUUCCCGAGACCUGCUGUGGCACAAAGCCCUCAAAGAUACGAUUAUAUUCAGAGGCCCCUCUCACCUCAAAGUCAGGGUAGGUAUGAUUACAUCCAAGAGAGGCCUCCAGGACAGAGUCCCGCUAGAGGUAAUCCUGCUGCGACUCAGAAGUUACAUGAACUUCUAUCGACACCUAAGAAGACUCUAGCUGGCCAAAAACACCUGCUUUCUCCUCUACCGGGAAGGAGGAUCACCCCUCCUCAUGUGUCACCUAUUCUAAAAGAGUUCCAAGCUAAACCUCCUCAAAGUAUCAGGACACAACCCUCCAGAGCCCAGCAGAAGUUGAACUACGCUAUUGGAGCCCAGCAUCUGGGGCAGCAGGAUAAGAGACAUACUGCUAUAGUGGCUCCGAUAUGCUCGAACCUCAACCAAUCUGUGUAUAGUGAGACUACUUAUUCCAAGUCGGGAUCGUCUUCUAAUUUGAGUAUGAAGAGAGGUGCUGUGCAGAAUACUUUGUCUUUUGCUGCUGUGAUGAUGUUGCUGUCUGGAGGCGUCACUUCUGGGCUGUGUUUUUAUAUGAUUUCGGUGAUGGGGAGGCAGUACUUUUUGGAUUUUGGGGUCGUGGCCGGUUUCACGUGUUUGGUGUUGGGACUGUUGGGAUUCAGGAGCAGGUAUGUUUAUUGGUUGCCGAACAGGAACUAUAUUUCUGGAUAUCUGGUGCUGAGUUUCUUCAGCCUGCUGACCUGCACAGGUCUUCUGUUCCUUCUGGUGAAGCAACCACGUUCUGGAACACCUUUGGCCGAUAUGACUUCAGGUGCAGUUUGUGGAGUCUCAGUUCUCUGCUUGCUGAUGGCAACCACAGGAGUGGUUUCGAGCUACUGUUGCAAAUACCCACCUCCAGAUAACAGAGUACAGCACUGUGCUGAAGGUUUCAGCGUUUGAUACGGUCUUUGUUGAGGAACUAGUGAGAAUAUUUUUAGGUGAAAUUUUGAAAAAUGUUGUUUUUGUAUUGGAUGUGUGUGAAGUACCUACUAGGUUCUCCCUGAGAACAUUGGCAUCAUUAACUCAGUUGCUUAUUACUUAAGAAAAAAUAUUGUUCUAAUUUUUUUCUAAUAUUCAAGAUAGCUUCUUGUGAUGUUUAGUCCCUACCUAUUGUAUAGUUUCCUUUCUAUAGUUUAACUUUCCUUGACUCCUCUUCUGAUUUGUGACUUUUCUAGGCUUUUUUGUUUCCUUUCUCACGAUAUUGGUUGAGCAUUUUUCUUUCCUCAACAAUAAUUCAAACAUUAAACAACGUAUUUAUGAGUAUUGCAAAAAGCUUCAAAAAUAAUUUGAAGAUGAGAGAAGAACAUUUUCAUUAUCAUAAUGUGUAUAAUCUACAAUUUAUGAUCAUUCUUCGGAUAUUGUUCUUGAAUUUCGAGGUGGACACUAAAUUACACAAGAAUGAAAUUCUUCAAAAAAGUGCUAUAUACAGAGCUAUUCAAAUUCGUUUCUGUACAUGGAGAUCUCGUGAACGAUAAGAGAUAGAGUGUCUCGAAAUGGAUGGACUCCAAUUCGAGACAUUUUUGAACUCGGUUUUUCAUAUUAUUUAUUGCCCUUAAUACACGUAUUUGCUGCAUU